GUGCUGCUGUUGUGACCUGCUGCAGUUUAGUUCACGAAAUAUUUAUAGCUGGUUAAGAAAAAAUAAAAUAAAAAUCGGGGAUAAUAUGACAUUAUUUUGAAACUGCAGGCAAAUGUGUCCUUGAGGAGGCCGCGCACAGAGUGACCUAGCGGAGGUCAUCAUGGAUUAGCCGUAGCCGAGUGGGUUUCUGACUGACAGCAAGAACUGGGACAAGGGACUUUGGUGCUACAAACGUUAGCUAGCAGCUAAAUCAACUUAGCCUAGACGUUUUGAAUCAGCUUUUGCGGCAGAGACAGGUAUUAUGCAAAUUCAUGACAAGCCCUUCUGUGUGUGUCGCUUGAUGUGUUGUCUUCCUCUGGCCACCCGCUCACUUUAUAUGGCUGUGUUUUCUUAGUUGUUGUUGUGUAGCGUUGGCGUUAGCCCUCAGCUGUCGUUGGCUGCUGCUAGCUAAUGUGUAGCUAUAGUUAUUGCCUCCCAGUGGUGGAAAAAGUAUUCAAAUCUUUUAACGAUUCCUUGGGUAGUUUGAGGUCUUUGAGAGAUUCCCAGGGCAGCAUGGCUCCCAAAGACAUCAUGACCAACUCCCAUGCCAAAUCCAUCCUCAAUGCAAUGAACUCACUUCGCAAGAGCAACACACUCUGCGAUAUCACUCUGAGGGUGGAAAACACUGAUUUUCCAGCUCACCGGAUUGUCUUGGCUGCUUGCAGUGACUACUUUUGUGCCAUGUUCACCAGCGAGCUUGCAGAGAAGGGGAAAUCUUUCGUCGACAUUCAGGGGCUCACAGCAUCGACCAUGGAGAUCCUGUUGGACUUUGUCUACACAGAGACAGUUCUAGUCACAGUGGAAAAUGUACAAGAACUGCUCCCAGCUGCAUGUCUACUUCAGCUUAAGGGGGUGAAAAGAGCAUGCUGUGAUUUUUUGGAGAGUCAGCUUGAUCCCUCCAACUGUCUGGGUAUUCGCGACUUUGCCGAAACUCACAAUUGCCUUGACCUGAUGCAGGCCGCCGAGCUUUUUUCACAAAAGCAUUUCUCCGAGGUGGUGCAGCAUGAGGAGUUUAUGCUGCUCAGCCAGACAGAAGUGGAAAAGCUAAUAAAGUGUGAUGAAAUCCAGGUGGACUCAGAGGAACCGGUAUUUGAAGCCGUGUUAAACUGGGUCAAACACAACCGCAAAGAGCGAGAGCCCUAUCUGCCAGACAUGCUCGAGUUUGUUCGAAUGCCGCUGCUGACCCCGCGCUACAUAACAGAUGUCAUUGAUGCUGAGCCCCUCAUUCGGUGUAGCCUGCCAUGUCGAGACCUCGUUGAUGAAGCCAAGAAAUUCCACUUAAGACCGGAGCUGAGGAGUGAAAUGCAGGGCCCACGCACACAAGCCAGAUUAGGUGCCAAAGAAGUCCUGUUGGUUAUAGGUGGGUUUGGCAGCCAACAAUCACCAAUAGACAUAGUUGAGAAAUACGAUCCAAAAACUCAAGAAUGGAGCUUUCUUCCUAACAUUGCACGGAAAAGACGUUACGUCGCCACAGUGUCUCUCCACGAUCGAGUUUAUGUGAUCGGAGGAUACGACGGUCGGUCGCGGCUCAGCUCCGUGGAGUGCCUGGACUACACAGCGGACGAGGAUGGUGUUUGGUACACCGUCGCCACCAUGAAUGUGCGCCGCGGCCUCGCAGGGGCCACGACACUCGGAGACAUGAUCUAUGUUGCCGGAGGGUUCGAUGGUAGUCGUCGUCACACCAGCAUGGAGCGAUAUGACCCAAACAUUGACCAGUGGAGCAUGCUGGGAGAUAUGCAAACGGCUAGAGAAGGAGCUGGUCUGGUGGUGGCCAGUGGACUCAUAUACUGUCUCGGUGGAUACGAUGGGCUAAAUAUCCUGAAUUCAGUGGAGCGGUAUGAUCCACACACAGGCCACUGGACGAGCGUGACGCCCAUGGCCACCAAGCGGUCAGGGGCUGGUGUGGCUUUACUCAAUGACCACAUCUAUGUAGUGGGAGGCUUUGAUGGUGUUUCACACCUCGACUCUGUGGAGGUCUACAACAUCAGAACAGACUAUUGGACCACUGUAGCCAGUAUGACAACUCCUCGAUGUUACGUAGGAGCAACCGUUCUCCGCGGACGUCUCUACGCCAUCGCUGGAUAUGAUGGGAACUCACUUCUCAGCAGUAUCGAAUGUUACGAUCCGGUUAUCGACUCUUGGGAGGUUGUUACCUCGAUGGCGACGCAGCGGUGUGAUGCAGGCGUCUGUGUUCUACGUGAAAAGUGAUCUUUGCCAAGAACAAGAGCCACAAGAGAAAAAGCAGGAGUCAGGAGGACAGGCAGCUAGGCUUUGCUAAAAUGCCACUACAACAGAGCCACAAAAAAAAAAAAAAAAAAGUGCAGCAGUUUGGGUUUCCAUCU
Messenger RNA from Toxotes jaculatrix (banded archerfish), 2381 nucleotides. Its product is annotated as kelch-like protein 12. Gene Ontology annotation, molecular function: protein binding. NCBI's taxonomy places the organism in Eukaryota, Metazoa, Chordata, Actinopteri, Toxotidae. The transcript is spliced from 12 exons. The record is from RefSeq and is a predicted model, not a curated record. Bases 451 to 2247 code for a protein of 598 amino acids.